AUACAGAUCUCAAAAUAUCAAUUAGAUUCAAUCCCCUGCUGAGAUUGAAGUGAAGACAACCUUUUUGCUUGAGUGCCAGAGCUUUGAUUCUUUAAAGGUAAACGAAGUAAGCUUCGUCAAAAAUCAGAGCUCCGCAGUUUGUUUAGCUUAGAUUUCCCUGCAACAACUAAAAAAUCUUACGUUCUUAAAGCCAGGGUUUUAAAAGCCUUGAAUCUAAUCCUCCAUCAAGAUGAGCUUUUCAAAUAGUGACAACUGUAUAGGAAUCAGAGCUCCAUAUUAUCUGUCAAUCACAACAGCCGUGCUAAGUGCAGCCCUGUCAGCCAUUACCGUGCCAGGCAAUCUACUGAUCUGCAUUGCUAUAUUAAAGGACCCACACAAGGAUCUCAGAACGUCCUUUAAUUACUUUGUUCUCAACUUGGCCAUAGCUGAUCUGAUAGUAGGCGCUAUCACUGAUCCAAUGAGUGCCGUGUUCCACGUCCGAGAGUCUCUUGGGUACCCUGUGGAAAGCUGGAUAUGGCUGCUUCAUCUGUCAUACUUCAUAUCCUGUACGGCAUCUUUACUCAGUAUGGGAGCGCUAGCCAUCGAACGAUAUGUUAUUGUUUCUUCAAACUACAGACGAAGAUUCCAACCAUCACGAGCCAUUUUGGCGUCUGUAGGAAUUCUGAUCAUAUCUUGUAUUUUGCCGACAGCUUACUUUAUAGUAGGUUUUAAUAAGUUUGCGUUUAUAUUUGCAAAUACCGCUAUUAUCUUCACCGUCGCUAUCAUAUGCUUCACGUUUACUAGAAUUUACCACAGUUUGCGUGCAAACGUGCUGCGCUUACAGACAUCGCACAGCGAGCGCAUGGCAACAGCAGCCAUACUCCUCGAAAAACGAAUAUCCAGAGGAUUCAUCUUUAUAAUCGUGUUCUUCCUCUGCUGUACUAUCCCAGCAUGCAUUGUGAUCUAUUUGAUCAAUUUCUGUACCACGUGCAGUUGUAUACUCAUACACUGGUCACGUGAUCUGUUUUUUCUUCUCGUAGUAAUCAACUGCUCGGCGAAUCAGUUUCUGUACGCGUGGCGGAUGCCAAAUUUUACCAAGGCUCUUCGAAAGCUUCCGGUUAUAUGUGGGCUGAUCAAGCCGUCGACAAAUAAUUUUAAUAGUCGUUCAUUCACUGAUUCCCAGAUAAACUAGUCCACUACCCGUUAUAUGUGGGCUGAUCAAGUCGUCGAGAAAUAAUUCAAAUAGUCGUUCGUUCACUGAUUCCCAGGUAAACUAG
Messenger RNA from Actinia tenebrosa (Australian red waratah sea anemone), 1256 nucleotides. RefSeq names its product dopamine receptor D2. Gene Ontology annotation, biological process: G protein-coupled receptor signaling pathway. The record is from RefSeq and is a predicted model, not a curated record. Lineage: Eukaryota; Metazoa; Cnidaria; Anthozoa; Actiniaria; Actiniidae. Gene Ontology annotation, cellular component: plasma membrane. Gene Ontology annotation, molecular function: G protein-coupled receptor activity.